AUGAAAGGAAUUGGAAUGUCCACAAAAGAGCUGGAUAAAGUGAUGAAGUCCAUGGAUUUGGUAAAAAUCACCAAAAUAAUGGACAACUUUACUAAACAAUUCGAAAAUUUGGACGUCAUGACUUCUGUAUUUGUUUUUUUGUUUUUACUGAAGACUGUUUCUACCAAUAUGGACUCUUCUAUGGCGACAUCCACUCCACAGGAUCAAGUAUCUGCACUGAUGAUUCGUGUCGCUGAGGAAAAUGAUUUGGACGUUCUGGGACAACUUAAGGCUCCAAAGAUGAGGGGAGAUGUGGAGUUGUCUAAGGAUGAGAGUGAGACUCUGGAGGCUAGGUUAUUGGCCGUUUUUGACCCGUAG
Messenger RNA from Octopus sinensis (East Asian common octopus), 357 nucleotides. RefSeq names its product charged multivesicular body protein 1a-like. The record is from RefSeq and is a predicted model, not a curated record. The transcript has a single exon. NCBI's taxonomy places the organism in Eukaryota, Metazoa, Mollusca, Cephalopoda, Octopoda, Octopodidae. Bases 1 to 357 code for a protein of 118 amino acids.